AGUUGACAAACAAAACUUAUCCAUUUAAUGAAUUAUUUGCACCAUCACUUUGUAGGGACAACAUGAUUAUAGAGCUGCCAUAUAUAUAUGUCCCCAGAUCCUUGUUCAGACUUGCAUCACAGAAUGCAUACUUUGGAGCACCAACUCUCAUCCACUAAAACCUACAUAUAUAAUAACUGUUUCUAAGUGAUGGAUUCCAUGGAAUCUUGUGUUCCUCCAGGCUUCAGAUUCCAUCCAACUGAUGAAGAGCUUGUUGGAUAUUACCUCAAGAAGAAGGUGGCUUCUCAGAAGAUAGACCUCGAUGUCAUUAAAGACAUUGAUCUCUAUCGCAUUGAACCAUGGGAUCUCCAAGAACGGUGUGGAAUAGGAUAUGAAGAGCAGAGUGAGUGGUACUUCUUCAGCCACAAGGAUAAGAAGUAUCCAACUGGAACUAGGACGAACAGGGCGACGAUGGCCGGGUUUUGGAAGGCAACCGGAAGAGACAAGGCUGUGCAUGAAAAGAACAGACUCAUCGGCAUGCGAAAAACACUUGUCUUUUACAAGGGAAGAGCACCAAACGGGCAGAAAACUGAUUGGAUCAUGCAUGAGUACAGACUUGAGACUGAUGAAAAUGGACCACCACAGGAAGAAGGAUGGGUGGUAUGCAGAGCAUUCAAGAAGAGAACAACCAUCCAAACAAGAAGCAUAGCUGAUGCAUGGGACUCUAGUUACUGCUACGAUGACAUUGGAAGGCUUAACUCAAUCAAUGAUCCAAUUGAAUACCUUCAAAGGCAGCCAAAAAGCUUGCUUUGUAAACGAGAGGCAGACAAUAUUGAAAACCUGAAUCUCUUGCAUUCCAACCAAUUUGUUCAGCUUCCCCAACUUGAGAGCCCAUCCAUGCCAUUAUCAGUCAAACAUCACAGCUUGCUCUCUGUUGCAUCUGAGAAUGAGGAUGAUGAACAAGCUAGAGGCAGCAAUGGCAUUGAAAAGGUGACUGAUUGGAGGGCUUUAGACAAGUUUGUGGCAUCUCAACUGAGUCAUGACGAAGACAAAAAUGAUGCUGAACAGACACCGGAUUUUGGCAUGGAUAAGCAUUCAGAUAUGGCAUUGUUUCUGCUUGAAAAUGGUAUGGAAGAUGGGAGUAAACUGAAUGAAUUUUUCAGCUCAAGUUCUGAAUGUGAUUUUGGAAUAUGCAUCUUUGAGAAGUGAUUAGAGUCAUGUUAUGGUGGUGCUGCAACUGCAGGCAUGCUUGCAUUGUUGGAUCAGACUUACCUAACUGGAGUUGGUGUAACUAGCCAGAUGGUUUCUUUAUGCAGAGGAAGUAGCCAAUGAGCUCUCCUUCUAUCUAUAUAUAUAUAUUUUUUUUUUACUUUUUAUUUUAUUUCGUGUGUCAAAAAGUCUGUUUCAUUUGUGAAUAAGAACUUGAGUUUGAGCAAGCCUCUGGAUGUAAAAAGAGGCUGCUAAAUCUAAUUAGAAGUUUAGAA
Molecule: messenger RNA, 1463 nt
Organism: Dioscorea cayenensis subsp. rotundata (Guinea yam)
Lineage: Eukaryota; Viridiplantae; Streptophyta; Magnoliopsida; Dioscoreales; Dioscoreaceae
Product: NAC domain-containing protein 37-like
Exons: 4
Coding region: 190-1188 (332 amino acids)
Biological process (GO): regulation of DNA-templated transcription
Molecular function (GO): DNA binding
Source: RefSeq, a predicted model, not a curated record